GAUGAUAUUUUUUUAACACCAUCACCAUCAAACAGAUGAUACAUAUCGAUAAGCCUACAGCUGAGAAAGAGUAGGAGUCAAUAAGUUUUUGAAGCUCAAGCUCAAAGCAUACUUAAUUUUAGAUAUUUUGCAUAUUGGCCCGUGCACAUACUUGCAAGCAGUGCCAAAAUUAGUCACAUAUUCACACACUCACUCUAAUACCCACACGAGGAAGUUCACAAGUAAUCGUCACCUAUAACUUUAUAAGGCACGUCAAUAGCCCAGUAGCCACAAUCAUAUAUCGCAAUGGUGAACUGUAAUGACGACGGACUCAAUCGAGUGGAUGUAAACGAAAUCCACUUGGCAGAAGCUACGGCUUUUGUAGAUCAGAUCAACAACUUCCUACGUCAUGAUGAGCACCUCAAAGCGAAGAAGAUGAUACCCAUCGACCCACCUAUGAAGUUAUUCGAGCGUACAAAUGAUGGAGUCCUGCUGCUCAAAUUUAUCAACAAGAUUGCUCCUGGAACAAUUAAAGAGAAAGAUAUUAAACUCGAUGUAGAUGUCACACGCCUGAAGACGCCAGGCGCUAAGGAUGCAUGGGAAAUCGCCGAAAAUAACAAUCACGUAGUUGCUGGCGCAAAGAGCCUGGGUUGCAAAGUGGUGAACAUUGGGUCUGAAGACAUAUUGAGUGGAAGUGUUGACUUGACAUUAGGCCUGGUGUGGCAGUUAAUCCGUGCAUACUUAAUGAAGUCCGUCAAUCUUGCGAGUCACCCUGAAUUGAUUCGCCUUCUGAAACCCGGAGAAAACAUCCUGAAGCUGAUGAAUCUGAGCUCGGAAGAAGUAAUCCUCCGUUGGUUCAACUACCAUCUAGGUCGGUCAGACACAGAGAAGCGAAUCAAAAACUUUGGUUCUGAUACAAAGGAUUGUGAGGCAUGGGUUCAUCUGCUGAAACAAGUAUGCGGGCGGGAAGCGGUAGACGCUGGUAUCGACGAGGUUAUGUCGAUUGCAGAUCCUGAGAAGCGUGCCGCUAAGCUUUUGGAAUGCGCUGGCUACCUAGAUUGUCGCGACUUCACAAGCCCCAAAGAUAUCGUGAAAGGACACGGUCGCUUGAACUUGGCAUUCACGGCUACAAUAUUCAACGAGUAUAUUGGAAUCCGUCUACCCACCGAGGAUGAGAUUGACGCAAUCUAUGAAGAACUUGAAGAGGUAAAAAAAAAACUGGGUGAAUGUCGGGAAGGAUGCAAGCAUCUAUGCGAUCAUGUACUCGAGUUGGAGCGAUCGAAGGCUGCAUUGGAGGAGCUUAUCAAAGAGUUGGAGGCGAAGACAGAGAACAUUGAUCAGCAAUGCAUAAUCAAAAACCAAGAGUACAAGAACAUCAAGAACACAAAGAAUGGUGAGGUUGAGCGUUUGACGGAUAUCCUAAAGGAGAAGACUGGAAAGGCUCAGACAGCCGGAGAAGAAAUUGAAUCUUCGCGCUUCAACUUUGCAAAGCUAGAGGCGGAGAAGGCGAGCGUCAUUCAUGAACAGAUUGCGCGCAUUCAAGUUCUUGAGGAAGAACUUCGACUAUUGGCUAUCGAAUCAGAGGACUUAACAGCACAAAUUGAGGGCAAGGGAUCAGAUAUCUCGAGCAUGACCGAGAAGCUAUUGAGGACACAGGCAGCCAGUGGUGAUAAGUCACGGUUAGUUCAAGACCACGUUGAUAGUUGCAACGCGGCUAUCAGACAACACGCCAGCAACUUGUCCGACGAGUUCAAGGCCCAGGUUGGUACCAAGCCUAACAACAAUGCAACCAAGUCCGCAGACAGCGCUGAGGGCGAUGAUGUUUCGUCAGAAGUGGGUGCCGAUACUACUGUUACCGCAAAGCCUACACCUGAAGAUGGUGAAGAUGAGGAAUACCGAGCGCUCAAGGAGAACCAUGACAUGCUUGGGUCGCUGUUGAAAGCAUAUUCAGCGGAGAUUGAAGCGGUAGCGGAAGGCUUUGACAAGCUGAAAGCUCAAGAGAAGGAUAGACUCAACCAAAUUAACAAGGCCGUCGAAGAGUUCCUUGGCGAGGGUCAGACAGCAGUUGGUGAUGGUAUCGCCAACAUGAAACGUCUGCUAGAAUUGAUGAUGGAGAAAUGUAAGAAGCAAGCCAUCCAGAUUGCAACUUUGGAGAAGAGAAUCGACCAGAAGAACCAAAUGAAUGAUCUUAUGGCCGACAAAGUCCGUGUUAUCGUUGAGCAGAAGAUGUUCCAAAACAGCAAACGACCCAGCAAGAAGAAGGGGUUGGGUGUCAAAACUGCUGGCGCUCAAUAAUCUAUUUUCGAAGUGCUGUCAUCAGUUAUUUACACUAAGCUGUAGUGCGCUCAGCCUGCUUAGUAUUUGUAGAAAAAGAAUACUAUUUGAAGAGCAACUACGUAUCGCUGAUAUCCCUUGUAUGGGUGCUUGGCUCAGUGAGCAGGCGUUACGUAUUCGGAAGUGACGGCAUCUUCUUGGGUCGGAUCCGGUGGUUUACUAGGAUUUGUAGUAUUCUAUGGUGACAUAGUCAUACCUUACUGUGCAAAGAUGAAAUUCAGGCAUGGAUAUGAAUAAAGUCUGUAUACAACGCA
Molecule: messenger RNA, 2567 nt
Organism: Sphaeroforma arctica JP610
Lineage: Eukaryota; Ichthyosporea; Ichthyophonida
Exons: 8
Coding region: 286-2274 (662 amino acids)
Biological process (GO): actin filament network formation; actin filament bundle assembly
Cellular component (GO): actin filament bundle; actin filament; cytoplasm
Molecular function (GO): actin filament binding
Source: RefSeq, a predicted model, not a curated record